AUGCUAACGUUAGCAGAUAAGGACAAUCGUGUUAUUUCUCCUCCAUUCCGUGUUUUACCAACUCCACAGGAGUUUCCUCUCUACUAUGAACACAUUAAAAAACCAAUUGAUAUUCGGAAAAUUUCUGAAAAUGUUCGUGCAGGCAAAUACCAGACAUGGGAGGCCUUGAAAGAUGAUGUUCAACUAAUGUGCAAAAAUGCGCGUGAUUUUAAUGAACCUGGCUCAACAGUGCAUAAGGAUGCAAAUACUCUGCUGCGACAUUUCAAACAUAGAUCUGUCGAGUUGGCUGAAGCACGUCGUUUCAGUCCCAGAGUAAUUUCUCGUAACGCUGAAAUAAUUGAUGAGCUUUUAAAUUCAAUAGAAUCAGAGGUUAAUGAUUUUAGUGAGGAUUCUGAGGAAGAUGAAGAUUCUGAACGUAGCGACGAUCCACGUUGGCGUCUAUACUGGGCCAUUCGUAAUUAUGAUGUAGUAGAUGGCAACUUCAUAGAAUUGCCAUGUAAACGGAGCUAUCCAGAUUAUUACGAGGAAAUAGAGCGUCCAUUGUCUCUUUACAUGAUAAAUAAGUUAUUAAAACGUGGCCAUUAUGCUAAUCUUGAUGCUCUUGUAAAAGACUUGUUACUGAUGUUUGAUAACGCGAUGAAUUAUAAUAUUGAAGAAUCAGGAAUUUAUCAAGCCGCAGUUCGUUUUCGCCAUUUAACGCUCAAAGCUGCUAAAGCCUUAAGUGUUAGUGAUAGAAGUAACGGGAAUGUUCUGUCCUGCAACACUGACUCUGAUGAAAUCAACAAGAUUUCAUCUUCAUCAAAAAAAGGUUUGUGUAAUAACGAAAAAUUUAUUUUUAUUAAUAUUUCAGAAAAAGUCACUAAUUCAGGGGAUCGUGUGCAUAAUGGAUUUACUUCAACAGAAAAGAAAAUUAUUCUAUCGCAUUCCAACAGUGAGCCACACCAACAAGAUCAGACUGAUGAACAAACUGGUCAACAAUCUGAUCCAAAAAUCUUUUCAUGUACAGCUUCAACAUCCUCAUCUGUUCAACAUAAUUUUCUGAAUUCAACUAAUCACUCAAUUAUGAUUUCUAAAUCUUCUCAGCAAACUGGGAAUAAUGUGCCUUCAACGGUUGUAUCAUCUCAAAAAUAUUUUAACCAAGGUUCGUCUUCUCUGGCUAAAUCACCAAUUUUACAAUCUCACUUAUUUACUUCUACUACCGCCGGAAAAAAUAUCAUGGAAAAUGGUUUUCAAAACUCUCAACGCAAACAAAGGGCAUAUUCACCCAGCACUUUUUUCCCUAAUCAAUCAGCUUCUACUUCACUUAAUCACCAAAAUUUAGCGGACACCGGCCGGAUGUUUGUUUCAACGACACCAAAACAAAUGCCUAUAGAACCCAUGUUUGUUUCACCUUCUACGUCAAUUCAUGUUCGAAGAGUAGUCCAUUCAGAAGCAUAUAUUAGGUAUCUCGAAUCGAUGCACAGUUCAGGAUCUGGUAGGCAGCAACGUAAUAUAAGUAAAUGGGACAAAACAUUAUUGGCCUCAGCAAGGAACACUGUUGUGCCAGAACAUAAACGAUUACCCUACGAGUGGAUUAGGGUUGUUCGUGCACUUUGGAAGCUUCGAGACCAUAUAAUAGAAGAUACUACUGGAAUUGCAAGAAGUCAAGGAACUCCCAAUCAGACAGAUUCUGACCCGCCUUCGGUGCCGGCGGUACGAAAAGGAAGACCACCAAAAAACGCCAAUACAGCCAACAAAAAUACUUGA
Messenger RNA from Meloidogyne enterolobii, 1746 nucleotides. Lineage: Eukaryota; Metazoa; Nematoda; Chromadorea; Rhabditida; Meloidogynidae. The record is from the annotation of a GenBank genome assembly.